Pollicipes pollicipes is the source of this 2365-nucleotide messenger RNA. Its product is annotated as scoloptoxin SSD14-like. NCBI's taxonomy places the organism in Eukaryota, Metazoa, Arthropoda, Thecostraca, Pollicipedomorpha, Pollicipedidae. Gene Ontology annotation, biological process: glutathione catabolic process. Gene Ontology annotation, cellular component: plasma membrane. Gene Ontology annotation, molecular function: glutathione gamma-glutamate hydrolase. The record is from RefSeq and is a predicted model, not a curated record.
GGGCCGCAGAGCGCGCGGACACGCCCAGGUGGUCGCGUGUGGGCUGACUGACUGGACUCGGCCAUGCCGUCGUCCAACCCCAGCAAGAGCGAGCGCAAGCACGCGCGCAAGAAGCGCAAGCUGGAGGAGCGCCCAGAACUCGUACAGCCAGAUCACAGACUGGAACAUGGACCUGCCGACGCGCUCAGCUGAAGACACGCCGCCCAAGUCCAGGAUCACCAACAGGUGUGUGGUGAAGAGGAGCCAUAUCGUAAUACUGGGAGUUCUCCUCAUUCUAUGCAUUACCUCCAUAGCGUUAUCGUUGGGAUUCGGCCUGCCGAACAUGAACCCGCUCGCGCAGAGCGCGCCGCCGCUGGAGAGGCGGCCGGCGCCGUCGGCAGCGCCGCUCAAACAGUUCCAGCACGCCGCCAUCGUCGCCGACGCCGACGAGUGCGCCCAGAUAGGACUGACGAUGCUGCGCCGCAACGGCACGGCUGUGGACGCGGCCGUGGCAGCCCUGGUCUGCAUCGGCGUCAUCAACGCCCAGUCGGCCGGCAUCGGCGGCGGCCUGCUGAUGACGCUAUACGACCGGCCGUCGCGCGCCGCCGCCGCGCUGGUGGCGCGCGAGACGGCGCCGGCCGCCGCCACUCGCGACAUGUUUGUCAAGGACCCGGGCCAGGCACAGCUGGGCUGGAGAGCCGCUGGCGUGCCGGGAGAGGUAGCUGGCUACUGGGCGGCCCACCAGAAGCACGGCAAGAUCGCCUGGAAGGAGCUGUUUCAGCCCAGCAUCGAGCUGUGUCGGACUGGCUACAGAAUCAACGAACAUCAGAACAAUCACCUUCAGAAGAAGAAAGCUGAUCUGUAUAAGGAUAAGUACUUCAGGUCUGUCUUCUUCAACGAGACAUCGGGAGAGCCGUUCCCGGAGGGCCACCUGAUUCAGCGGCCGAAGCUGGCUGAGACGCUGCAGGCCAUCGCCGACGGUGGCGCCGCCGCCCUCUACGGCGGACAAGUCGGAAAGCUGCUGGUGGAGGACAUCCAGAAAAAUGGCGGCAUCAUCACUCUGCAAGACCUUAAAGACUACAAGGUCCGCUGGGUGGAGCCGACCUCGACGCGCCUCAGUAGCGGCAUGGCCCUGUACGGCGUGCCCCCGCCCGGGUCAGGCUCCCUGCUCACAUUCGUAUUCAAUAUCCUGGACGGCUUCCAGUACGGCAAGAACAGGCCGAAGACGAAGGAAGAACUAAACCUGAUGUAUCACAGGAUCGCCGAGGCGUUCAAGUACGCGUACGCGCGCCGGACAGACCUGGCCGACCCCAAGUUCGUUGACAUCUCCGAGCUGAUGGCGAACCUGACAUCGCCGGACUACGCCGAGUUCGUGCGCGGCCUGAUCGACGACAGCCGCACUUACAACGACCCGGACCACUACGGCGUGCACGUGGCGCCGGUGGAGGACGCCGGCACGUCGCACGUGUCCGUCAUCGACCGCUACGGCAGCGCCGUCUCCGUCACCAGCACGGUCAACCUGCACUUCGGCGCCAAGGUGCUGUCGCCCAGCACAGGCAUUCUGCUCAAUGACGAGAUGGACGACUUCUCCACGCCCGGCGCCAAGAACUAUUUCGGCCUGCCGCCGUCGCCCACGAACUUCAUCGAGCCAGGCAAAAUGAUGGUGUCGUCCAUGUGCCCGUCGCUGUUUGUGGACGCGGCUGGUGACGUGCGGCUGGUGACGGGAGGGGCUGGUGGCACGCGCAUCACCUCCGCCACGGCCCUGACGGCCUUCCGUCACCUGUAUCUGGGCGAAGACCUGAAGCAAGCCACUGACUUCCCACGGAUUCACCACCAGCUGUUCCCGAUGACGCUCAACUACGACGCUGACUUUCCUCCGACAACGGUGGCCUACCUGUCCGACAAGGGCCACAACAUGGAACAGUGGGAGCAGCGCUCGGUGGUGCCCGUCCUCAGUCAGGAGGACGGCACCAUCUACGGCAACAUGGACUACAGGAAGGGCGCCGGUGACGUCAUGGGCUUCUAGCACCCCUGUGCUCCAGGCUCGGGUGUCUUCUGGCGUCUGUCGCGCGUAUGCACAGUGCACCAGGAAGAAGCACAAGGGAACUGCGCGGUGAAUGACCACGCCCUGAAGCUUCAGGCUCUGCGGCACCGAACCAUCUCAGCUAAUGGGACAUUUACUGAGUGCCUCAGUGCCCUGUGGUGUUGUGGCUGCGCGUAGGGUAGGAAUGGACCCCGGUCACGCGGGUCGCUCCGUGAUAAGGAUUGCAAGACACUGAGGUGGAGCGAACGCCAGUAGCUAUCGCAUGAGGACGUUCCACAUGUAUAUUUUUUGUCGGUUUGUGAUGUACUCUGAGCUGAUUACUAGUAAAGAUAUGGACUGAUA